GUCACUCCGCGUUCUCCAUCGCUUCAUGAUUAAAAAUGGACAACGCCGAACAAAAGUGGUUGACCACAUUUGUACUGCCAAGAAUUGCUAAAAUUACUGGCAAGUCGUGUGAAAACGCCACCUUGGAAAUCCGAGUGCCACAGGAUAGUUUCUUCAUAUCCGCUGUGUAUUUCGCUAAAAUAAAAUUCGGAAAUGAAUCGAUUUCUGUAGUGAUAAAGAAACCAAUAUUUUUAAAAGAGGCAGCUAUCGAAAUGCACAGCUCUGAACUAUUUCAUAACGAAAUAUUAUUUUACAAUGAAGUGGCAUCCACUAGUGGAAGAUAUCCUCGAUGUUUUUACUCUCACGAAGACCUUGAGAAUCCUGAGAUGUCGUCUAUCGUCACGGAAAAUGUUGAAACAAUGGGUUUUAAAUUGUGCCCAGAAGCCUCGGAAAUUCCAAUGAAGUAUAUUAUCGCGGGAGUUCGCGAAAUGGCUAAAUUCCAUGCUAUCGGUUACGCAAUGAAACACAAUAAUCCGACUAAGUUUUAUGGAAUUGUUGAAAGAAUCCAGGAGACGAGAUAUACGUUAGGAGAAUGGAAUGAAGCUUUAGUGAAUGUAGUCGCAGCGAGACCCAUUAAGUAUUUGCACAAGGAACAUUACGAUCCAGAAUUCUGCGUUAAAAUGGAGAAACACCUAGAGUUUGCAUUUGAAACAAUUAUGUUAGAGGCUGUUAAGCCUUGUGAACCAUUGGCGGUGUUAUGCCAUGGUGACUACACAAGAAAUAACAUAUUCUAUCGAGAAACUGAAACUGGAUUGGAGGCUAUAUUGAUUGAUUUUGCAAUGCUGAGAUAUUCAUCACCAGCGAUCGAUUUAUCAACUUUUCUUUACAUAAGCUGCUCAGCGAAAAACAUCUGUGAAAAUUUCGAUGAGAUAUUCCAUGCCUAUCAUGAUGAAUUGAUCGAUUAUUUGCGGGAGCAGGGAAUCCAAGCGGUCGAUUGUUACUCAUACGAUAAGGUCCUCGCAGAUUAUAAAAAACGAGCAAUGUUUGGCUAUAUCAUUGCUCUAUUUUUCAUUCCGUUGCAGCGUGGCUUCAUUAAUGUCGAUCCAACUACCAUAGGGACAGAUCAACUUCUUACAUUCUAUCAGAAUGUUAUGGAAGCCGGAGGCGAUCAGCUGUCGAAGGAGUUCGCUAAUCUUUUGAUUAAUUUACGAAGCAACGGCUGUUUUGAUCAUGUACUGUCGCCAUAAAUAAGUUUUUUUUUUCAAUGGCCUCGACUUUGCGGAUUGAUUGGAAAUAUUUAUUGUUGUUAGAUAGAGGAAUAUUUUCUCGUCUACAGACUCUUGUAUGUGAAUUGACGUUUCAGACAUAAAGAAAUCUGAAUUUGCACACUCAUCGCGGAAAUUCAGCAUCAAACGCAAUUGACAAUUCGAUAGACGGAAAAUCAUCGAAUGACGAAGCAUUUCAAUUCUACAACAAUCGAGGAAACACUCCACCUGGCUAUUUUUUGAUUGUUUCAGAUAAUUUUCUAAGAGGGCCGUCGUCGGCAACAGAAGUUUUCAGUCUUCAAUCACUUAUCUUGCGUGCAGGAGAUUGAUAUCAGUCUUCGACACAGAUGGUAAUCAACAAUUUUUUCUUAAUCUCAAGAACAACUUCUGUUUAACAUAUUUAAUUGACUGGGACAUCGAUGUGCAUUAUAUUUGAACGAUAUAAUCCGGUUUUUAAUCGACUAAGACCAAGUGCUAUGAUGAAUUUGAAACGUAUGAAACCUCGUGAUAAUAUCAUCAAACCCGAUCGACGAGGCAGAAACGAAGAAUGUAAUAAAAUCGAAGAGCAAACACAUUGACGGUGUUAGUUUGCUGUAGGUGAUAAAAUA
Fopius arisanus is the source of this 1852-nucleotide messenger RNA. The record is from RefSeq and is a predicted model, not a curated record. Lineage: Eukaryota; Metazoa; Arthropoda; Insecta; Hymenoptera; Braconidae.